UGGGCAGAGUCCGAACCUCAAGGAAAAUCAGGAUAAAAGAGAUUCAUCCCAAGCUUCAGCAGCUGAGCAUGGAGGACAAUCUAGCAGGAGAACCAACUCCCCAGGAUGGUCCAGCCCUCAAGACCACGGACGGUGGAUUAUUCGGCUACGUGGGGAUUGAGGCCGUCCUGGACCAGAUGCGUAUCAAGACCAUGAAAACCGGAUUUGAGUUCAACAUCAUGGUUGUAGGACAGAGUGGUCUUGGCAAGUCCACCAUGGUCAACACCCUCUUUAAAUCCAAGAUCAGCCGGAAAUCAGCUUGUUCCGGGUACGAGGAGCGUAUUCCCAAAACUGUGCAGCUGCUCUCUGUCACCCAUAUUGUUGAAGAAAAAGGAGUGAAGAUGAAGCUGACGGUCACAGACACCCCAGGAUUUGGAGACCAGAUUAACAAUCAAAACUGCUGGGAGCCAAUCAUUCAAUAUAUCAAUGACCAGUAUGAGCGUUAUUUGAAAGAGGAAAUCCUGAUUAACCGCAAGCAGAAAAUCCCAGACACCCGUGUACAUGCCUGUGUAUAUUUUGUCCCUCCCACAGGUCACUGGCUCCGCCCCUUGGACCUGGAGUUCAUGAGACGUCUCAGUAAGAUCACCAACGUGGUGCCGGUCAUCGCCAAAGCGGACACCUUGACCCUUGAGGAAAGGGCAGAGUUUAAACAGAGGGUCCAGAAAGACCUGAAGGCCCACGGCAUCCAUGUUUACCCCCAAGUAGACUUUGACGAUGAUCCAGACGAUCGGCUUUUGAAUGACAAAAUCAGGGAGAAAAUCCCCUUUGCGGUCGUAGGAGCGGACAAGGAACAUCAGGUGAAUGGGAAGAAGGUCCUGGGUCGCAAGACCAAGUGGGGGAUCAUUGAAGUGGAAAACUCAGCUCACUGUGAGUUUCCUUUGCUGCGGGAUCUCUUAAUCCGGUCUCACCUCCAGGAUCUCAAGGACAUCACCCACAGUGUACAUUAUGAACAAUACCGCAUCCAGCGCCUCAAUGAAAGCAACCGGAUGGCCAAAGGUGGCGAGUGGCUGGCACUGAGCUCCCUCACCUAUGAGCCACAGGGACAGCAUCGUCUCCCCUGCACUGCCUCAGCCCCACCACCCCUCCAGUAGCUUCUGCAGAUUGUUUUCCCCUUCCUUUUUCUUUUUUGGGGGGUGGGGUGGGGUGGGGGAAUUAGCUGGAGCAAUGUUCCUAGAAAACAUCACACUCCCUCUGUAGCCCUCGUGUGUUUUCUCAGCAUUUAUGCCCUACUGCUGGACACCUUUCUUUCCAUCGGUCUUCCAUCCAGUUUCACACCUUGGAGAAGAGCAAUGCUGGAACGGCUGGCCAUUUAGCCCACCUUUUUCACAUUCUGUGCCAUGAUCUGCACCACGUGGCUGUCUUUUUUUGCAACCUCGGCUUCUCAGCUAAGCUCCCUGCGUCUUCCAGGAAAACCUCCAUGCUGCCUUUGAAAGCAGGUUCUUCUUUUCAGAUGUUUGGAUGCGAGCCCCCUGUCCCUAGCAGACCUACUUCCUUCUUUAUACCACACCUAAUUCUCUCCUUGGUUUCAUCCUAAAGCUAGAGGCUCCAUGGCAUUUCCCUGUCACUCUUAUGGGAUGGGGUGGGUGAGAGACCCUGAAGAUUUUGCUUUGGUUCAAAGAUGGAGCUCACAAACUCUGUUAGCCCAAGGGGUGAUUCUUUCUUGUAGAUUGUCCCAAACUUGGAGGUUGGUAGCAGUAAGAAGGUAUGAAAGCAAAUACGGUCUUCAGGUGAAGAGCCAACCUUCCUAUGUGACUUGGACUGACUGAUAAGACCCAAAUGACUCAUCUGGAAAGUGAGUGGACAGCAGGAGGAAUGGCAUAUUACAAGCAAUCUUCUCACAAGAGACCUGCGUCACCUUCUCCAAAGUUACGAGCUUCUGACUGUGGAAUGCUCCUUCUGGAUAUUUCUCAUCCUGAGAUCUACAGGUCUGGAACAAUGCAGAAGAUUAGUUCCAGCCUGGUCCCAUGUUGGUGCAGAAGAAGAGACCUGGGAAAACUUUUUCCAUUUUCCAGAAUUUGCUUAGCUGCUCAAGGUUUUUUUUUGUUCCCUCCAUGACAUUGACACUCCUGAGCGAAAGGCUCUUGGUCAACUUGUGAGUCUUUCCAGUUAUUCAUUAAAUCCCAGUUUAGAAGGUUUGGAGUUUUUCUUUUUUUCCUUUGUUGGGGGCAAUUUAAUUUCAAUGUAGAAUGGAGCUCCAAAGAUCAGGUAGACUAGCCCCCUCCAUCAGCUACUGGAGAUCAGGUAG
Molecule: messenger RNA, 2284 nt
Organism: Notechis scutatus (mainland tiger snake)
Lineage: Eukaryota; Metazoa; Chordata; Lepidosauria; Squamata; Elapidae
Source: RefSeq, a predicted model, not a curated record